Sphaeramia orbicularis (orbiculate cardinalfish) is the source of this 1694-nucleotide messenger RNA. RefSeq names its product prohibitin 2b (gene phb2b). Gene Ontology annotation, biological process: mitochondrion organization. Bases 7 to 1020 code for a protein of 337 amino acids. The record is from RefSeq and is a predicted model, not a curated record. Gene Ontology annotation, cellular component: mitochondrion; membrane. Lineage: Eukaryota; Metazoa; Chordata; Actinopteri; Kurtiformes; Apogonidae. The transcript has 10 exons.
GAAAACAUGAACACCGACUGUAGAACUACAUGUCCCAGUAGCCUUUGCGGUCCACGAGGAAGUGGAUUGUCUCGACCUUGGAGUUUGACGUGCAGCAGCAUGGCGAGCAAGGAGCCGAACCGCUUCAUCCAGCACUUAAGGGAUGUGGCUAGUCGGAUGUCUGGAUCUGGCGGCCGAGGGGCAGGAUUAGGAAUGAAGCUGCUCAUUGGGGCUGGAGCUUUGGCAUAUGGCAUUAAAGAAGCCACCUACACAGUGGAGGGAGGCCACAGAGCCAUCAUCUUCAGCAGGAUUGGAGGGAUGCAAAUGGACACAGUUCUUGCCGAGGGGCUGCAUUUUAGGAUCCCAUGGUUCCAGUAUCCGAUCAUCUAUGACAUUAGAGCUAAGCCAAGGAAGAUCUCCUCUUUGACUGGCAGUAAAGAUUUGCAGAUGGUGAACAUAGCAGUGCGUGUGUUGUCCAGACCCAUGGCCUCGAACCUCCCGUUCAUGUACCAGCAGCUCGGGAAAGACUACGACGAGAGAGUUCUGCCUUCCAUCGUCAACGAGGUCCUCAAGUCGGUGGUGGCAAAGUUCAACGCCUCUCAGCUCAUCACGCAGAGAGCACAGGUGUCUCUGCUGGUGCGAAGAGAGCUGUUUGAGAGAGCUAAAGACUUCAACAUCAUACUCGAUGACGUGGCCAUCACCGAGCUGAGCUUCAGCAGUCAGUACACAGCUGCCGUUGAGGCCAAGCAAGUCGCCCAGCAAGAGGCCCAAAGAGCCCAGUUCUACGUGGAGAAAGCCAAACAGGAUCAGAGACAGAAGAUCAUCCAAGCUGAGGGAGAGGCUGAGGCUGCCAGAAUGUUGGGCCAAGCAGUGACAAAGAACCCUGGCUACCUCAAACUGAGGCGAAUCCGAGCUGCACAGAAUAUUGCAAAGACGGUGGCAACAUCUCAGAACAAGGUGUAUCUUAACGCUGAUAGUUUGGUCCUGAAUCUACAAGACCAGACAUUCUUUAACAACUUAUCCGUGGCCCAAAAGAAGUGAUGAAGAUUAUAUGAAGAGUAGAGCUUUAUCUGUCAACUUCAUCUGAACAGUCUGUCUCAGUUUCACUUACGUCAGGAAGAAUCAACUCACACGACUCUGGACACGUGUGAAUGUGGAUGUCAAGCUGGAUUUACUUUUGUUUUUGUGUUAUGUUUUUUUUUGCCUUUGCAUAUACUUGAUAAUAGCAUGAAUGAUCCCAUAAUGCCAAUGUAAAUUAAUAUAGUGAAAUGAAUCAGUCGUCAUUUCAACCUCUAUAAUAAACACUUGGCCAUAUAGCCAAAGAUUCGCAGCUAAAAUUUGGAUCUUGUGACUAUAAAUUAAUGCAACAUUAUGUCAAAAUAAGGAAUAAGUGUUCAAUUUGAGCAGCGGAAAGAUCUUUGGUCCAAAAUGUCAAACAAAGCAUGAGAUGUCAGACAGAUUUCAUUGCGUCCUUCAUCAGGCUGCUCAUUUGUUCCCCACUCUGCUAUUCCUGCUCUGCAUUGCCCUUGUGCAAGGUGCAUCAUGGGAGAGUUUGUCAGGGCUCCAACCUUCCAGUCGGGUGGAGGUGGAGUCACAGAUGGUCUGCAGUGUGUGCGGAGUCGUGUGAUGAACAUAUGAAUACAGCCAUUCCACCAAUGUUGACAGAUCGAGUUGAUUCAGACUAAUUUAUCUAUUAAACUCUUAUUUGUAAUUAA